AUGCCAUCUGUGCCCUAUCGCCGUCCUCAGAGAAUUGCUAUAUCGCAUAUCCGCUACCGAAGCCCCGAGACGAAAGCGGCGACAGGCGUCCCGCGCAUGCGCCUCCCCUGUCAAACUACGUCGCGCCCACUUCCGGCGAGGUCCUCGUCUUUUGAUACCGUCGCUCUCAAGGCUGUCAACGUCAUUGAGGCACACCGGUCCCCUCUGUGUUGCAUUUCACUCAACGCCGAGGGGACGCUCCUGGCCACGGCCAGCGAGACGGGGACCAUCAUCCGCGUUUUCUCCAUCCCGAAGGGUCAGAAGCUCUACCAAUUCCGCCGCGGUACAUAUCCUUCCACCAUAUAUAGCAUGUCUUUCAACCUGAGCUCCACCCUGCUCUGCAUUUCUUCCACCUCGGACACGGUUCAUAUUUUCCGCCUGGGCGCCUCUCCAGCGAUAGCUACUGCGACAGCCGAAACACCAUCUUCGCCUCGACAGGACCGCUGGUCAAGGGCUCGCAGCCACGACAGCACCAACGAGUCUCCGGUCGGAAGUGCAGCUAAUUCUCCACGGAGUGAAGUGGCUGAUGGCGCGAGUUCGAGUAAUGGUGGCAACGACCAUGCCGCUCAGGCCCAUAGAAGGCAGAGUGGGUCGUUCAGCAGCAUGCUGCGUCGUUCUUCUCAGAUAAUGGGCCGAAGUGUGGCCGGCGUUGUAGGGUCCUACUUGCCGCAGACAGUUACAGAGAUGUGGGAGCCAACAAGGGACUUCGCUUACAUCAAGAUUCCCAAGUCAUCUCAACCGGGGCCGAUCACUUCGCGAGGUCUGAACAAUAGUGGAGGGGGAUCGUCCACUCCGUCCACUGGACCGCUGAGAAGUGUUGUCGCCAUGAGCAGUAACAGCCCUCAGGUGAUGGUAGUCACGAGCGACGGCGGUUUCUACGUCUUCAACAUUGACAUGGAGCAAGGCGGCGAAGGCUACCUGCUCAAGCAAUUCUCUGUUCUUGACAGCGAUGAUAAACUGGACGUUUCUGCAUACGGGGCUUGA
This is a messenger RNA of Verticillium alfalfae VaMs.102, 1023 nucleotides long. RefSeq names its product WD repeat domain phosphoinositide-interacting protein. NCBI's taxonomy places the organism in Eukaryota, Fungi, Ascomycota, Sordariomycetes, Glomerellales, Plectosphaerellaceae. Bases 1 to 1023 code for a protein of 340 amino acids. Gene Ontology annotation, biological process: autophagy of mitochondrion; protein lipidation; nucleophagy. The transcript has 2 exons. Gene Ontology annotation, cellular component: fungal-type vacuole membrane; cytosol; phagophore assembly site membrane. Gene Ontology annotation, molecular function: protein binding; phosphatidylinositol-3-phosphate binding; phosphatidylinositol-3,5-bisphosphate binding. The record is from RefSeq and is a predicted model, not a curated record.